Messenger RNA from Adineta ricciae, 1653 nucleotides. The record is from the annotation of a GenBank genome assembly. NCBI's taxonomy places the organism in Eukaryota, Metazoa, Rotifera, Eurotatoria, Adinetida, Adinetidae.
AUGUGUCAUCUCCAUCGAAAUAUUCAGCAGAUUCAUUCGGAACAGUCCAGUAAGCAUGAAAAAUCAUUUACAGUGUACCGCGGACAAGGCUUGUUAGUGGUAGAUUUCGAAAAACUGAGAAAAGCGAAAGGCGGACUGCUCUCAUUCAAUAAUUUCUUGUCCACGAGCAAAGAUGAGAAAGUCGCGUCUAUGUUCGCUGAGAGCAACUCAGCCGAUGUUAGUUUAUUCGGCAUACUCUAUAAAAUUAAUGUGACGGAAUCAUCGGCUCCUUAUGCUUUUCUACGAGGUGGCCUCAGUCAUCAUUCGAACGAAAAAGAAGUUCUCUUUUCGAUGCAUACUGUUUUUCGUAUUGGUGAAAUUGAACAAAUUGGAGAUAAUAACCGGCUUUGGCGCGUCAAUCUCACUGCGACUCAUGACAGAGAUCCGCAGCUUAGCGCUCUUACUGAUCGAUUGGAGGAAGAGACUCAAAGAGGAUCGAAAGGAUGGUCUCGACUGGGCAAAGUGCUACUUAAACUUGGUGAAGCCCAUAAGGCCGAACUAUUAUACCAGUUAUUACUCAAUGAAGAAUCUAAUGAAACCGAAAAAGCCGUUUUUUACAGCCAAAUUGGAUACUGUAAAGUUGAACAAGGAAAAACGGGUGAAGCAGUCAAGUUUUACAAAAAAGCAGUUGAAAUUGGGGAGAAAAAUCUCCAUCCAUAUGAUCACGUUUUGGCGAUUUUUUAUAAUAAUCUGGCCUCGGCGUGUGGAAGAAUAAGUGAGCAUUCCAAAGCAUUGACUCUAUAUAGCAAAGCCCGGGAAAUAUAUGAAAAGAAACUGGAUGAUAAAAAUGAAUUAUUAGCAAUGACUUAUAAUAAUAUGGCUUUCACUUACGAUUGUAUGGGCCACUAUGACAAGGCUUUAUUGUUCUAUGAAAAACAGCUAGAUAUCAGCGAACAUAUUCUUCCUUCAAACCAUCCCGACUUGGCGACUACUUACAGCAGCGUCAGCUUAGUAUACAACAAUAUGGAUAAACAUGCUGAAGCGCUCGAUUAUAUAAAAAGAUCGCUUGAAAUUCAGGAGAAGAUGCUUCCACCAAAUCAUCCUGAUUUAGCUACUAGCUACAAUAACAUUGGUUUAGUGUAUGUUAGUUCAAAAAAUUAUUCAGAAGCACUUCCGUUCUAUCAAAAAGCUUUGACAAUCCGGGAAAAAAUCAAUCCGCCAAACUAUUCCGAUUUAGCUCAAUCCUAUAACAAUAUGGGAGACUAUUACCACCAACAUGAGAAAGAUUAUCCUAAAGCACUUUCCUUCUAUAAAAAAACGCUCAAAAUUCGACAAAAUGCUGACCUUCAAAACCCACAUGAUUUAUAUAUCUGUUAUAAUAACAUUGCUCUAGUGCAUACCGACAUGAAUAAGCAUUAUGAAGCGCUUUUCUUGUUUAAAGAAGCAGAGAAAUUCCUGGAGAAAGCCGUUCGUAAAGAUCAUCCUGAUUAUGGUAUCUUAUACAGCAACAUCGGAGGUACACUGACAAGAAUAGGUGAUUAUCGAGCAGCACUUUCAUAUUGCAGCAAGGUAUUAGAAAUUCGAAAAAACCUAUUGCCUGCAAACGAUCCCAAACUAUUAAUGUGGUAUUAUAGAAUCGCAAUACUGUGGUACAAAUUAACGAAUCAGAGAUAA